Molecule: messenger RNA, 1231 nt
Organism: Pan troglodytes (chimpanzee)
Lineage: Eukaryota; Metazoa; Chordata; Mammalia; Primates; Hominidae
Gene: MYL11
Product: myosin light chain 11
Exons: 7
Coding region: 631-1140 (169 amino acids)
Molecular function (GO): calcium ion binding
Source: RefSeq, a predicted model, not a curated record
GAAUCACUUGAACAGGGGAGGUGGAGGUUGCAGUGAACCGAGAUCACACUACUGCACUCCAGCCUGGGAGACAGAGCGAGACUGUCUAAAAAAAUAAAAAGGGAGACAGGGGUCUCACUAUGUUGCCCAGGCUGGUCCUGAACUCCUGGCCUCAAGCAAUCCUCCCGCCUCAGCUUCCCAAAGUGCUGGGAUUACUGGUGUGAACCACUGCACCCAGACAUUUACUGGGUUUAAAUCUGAGCCCACCCCACUCAGGGGUACAGGAUCUGGUUCAUUUAUCUCCCAGAAUGAUGCCUUGGGUUGCGUCCCCUCUAAACUCUGGCACAUUCCAGCCCCUCUUUGGGAGAAAGAACAUCCCUUCUUGCCCAGGCCCUAGUGAGACAUGCAUCGCAAGACAUGCUCCCCCCUUCCUCCCCCCUGGGCUCCAGCUGCUGCCAGCCCUCCAAGAAAGGAGAGGCCCUGAGUUGGGCUAUUUUGGUAUCUGGGGUGGGCACCCGCAGGGCUAAGGUUACCUUGGUAUGUUAAGGGCUCCCUGGGGCAGGACUAUAUAACCCCAGAGGGACUGCCCCAUGCUGACUCCUUGCUUCUUUCCAGCCGGAGCCGCUGCCUUGCCCCCCGGAGACUGAAGACAUGGCACCCAAGAGGGCCAAGAGAAGGACAGUAGAGGGCGGAAGCUCCAGUGUCUUCUCCAUGUUCGACCAGACUCAGAUCCAGGAGUUCAAAGAGGCCUUCACUGUGAUCGACCAGAACCGUGAUGGUAUUAUAGACAAGGAGGACCUUCGGGACACCUUCGCAGCCAUGGGCCGCCUCAAUGUGAAGAAUGAGGAGUUGGAUGCCAUGAUGAAGGAAGCCAGUGGUCCCAUCAACUUCACCGUCUUCCUGACCAUGUUCGGGGAGAAGCUCAAGGGUGCCGACCCUGAGGAUGUGAUCACCGGAGCCUUCAAGGUCCUGGACCCUGAGGGAAAGGGCACCAUCAAGAAGAAGUUCCUGGAGGAGCUGCUGACCACGCAGUGUGACCGCUUCUCCCAGGAGGAGAUCAAGAACAUGUGGGCGGCCUUCCCCCCCGACGUGGGCGGCAACGUCGACUACAAAAACAUCUGCUAUGUCAUCACGCACGGCGACGCCAAGGACCAGGAGUAGGGGCCCCCGCGGGCCUCCGCUGCCCAACGCUUCUGUUCGGCCCGACCUCCACCCCGGCUCCCAAUAAAAUUUAACUGAUCUUUGUUUCUUA